GCGAGCCAUGAUUCAGUGUGUGAACGUGCGCAGGCGCAGCGGUGUUGCGGUGCCAGGAUGUCCCCAGCAGCGUCGUUUGGUGAACGAUGGGCCCGAGACAACCUGACCAGGAAGGCGUCCCCAGAUGAACUAGAAACCCUAGAUCUCAUAUCGCAAACAUGCGAUGGGGAAGAAAUUGAAGCUAACAAGAGAGCUAGGAAAUACUAUACCGCAAGGGGACCGGGAGGCCUGACUGAAUUAUGGCAUAAGAGGCAUCCGGACGAUGAGGACAUUUUGUCAAGUUGUCAAGAUAUAUACAUAGUACCUCUUCGAGAGCGCAGUGCGGGCGGCAAACGACUUACCUUUGUUAGACUACCAGCGCCAACUGCUCUCAAUAGGCCGCUGUCUGCUAAAGCACUGCUUGCUAGAUGGCUGAUGAUAUUAGACAUAAGAUUGAAAGAAGAUCCGACACCCGGCGAUGAAGUAGUAAUCAUAGACGUAUGUGAUAUGCAACCUUCGCAUAUAAAGAAUCACUUCAAAGGUGCAUAUUGGAAGGAUUUCAUUUGGUGCAUGAGGGCCGCCUACCCCGUGAAGUUUUCCGAAGUUCACAUAAUAAAUACCCAGAAAUUAAAAACUGUAUCUCUAUUGCUUCUCCACAUUGGACUGUACCCUUGGCGACGCAAGUUCAUCCACAUGCAUCCGAAUGGUGAUAAAGUUAGCAAUGUUACUGGAGUUGACUACUUUCCACCUGAAGGUCUACCCUACGAGUAUGGAGGGAAGGCGGGGGCUAUGAAAGAUCUUAAUGAUGAGUGGACGAAGAAACUGCUCCUGAACUCGAAAUGGCUGGAGCUUGAGGAACGGAAGUAUUACCAAACUGAGUUGCUACCAGAGAAGCAGCGUCGGCACAGAAGUGUCAUACGAAAUAUACUCAGUGCUAGUUCCUAUGAUAUAUCGAGAAGUCAAUCCUGCAAGUCUUUAAAUAAUGACCUCGACGAUGGAGCGUAUGGCGCUUAUAGAACCCUAAAAGUUCAUAAGACCUUUGACGUAUAAACCUUAGUUUCUCUUUAGGAUUUUUACCAUGAAAUUUUGUUAGUCUGGGAUUUUUUGUUAAUAACUAAUAGUCAGUGUCCCAAUUCAUUUAAAUGUUUAGUUAUUAUCUUAUAAUCUUAAAUAUAUCCUUGUGGCAUACAUAUACUCGUAUAAAUGUUAUGUGAUAAUUUGUAUAUAAUUUUGCAACUAUUUUUGUAUAUAUAAUACAAUCACUAUAAUAAUUAUAUUAUUUUUUAGCUGGUAUAGAUUAUAUAGUAAAUGUUUGUACUUCAAUAAUUCUUUAAAUUAAGGUAACAAAAGGAUGAAAAGAUUGGACAUACCGAUUUCAAUUAUAAAUGUGAUAAUAUUGUAUUAAAAUUAUUUUAUAUAGACAAACAAUCAUAUUAUGUUGGAGGCUGGCUUAUAUCAGCCUAUUAUUUUCUUGUAAUCUGUAUACUAACAGAAAAAUACAGGAUAUAAGAUAUAUCCUAUUCUACUAAUAUGUAAUAUAAAUGCGAAAGUGUAAGGAUGU
Messenger RNA from Zerene cesonia (dogface butterfly), 1540 nucleotides. RefSeq lists its product as uncharacterized. NCBI's taxonomy places the organism in Eukaryota, Metazoa, Arthropoda, Insecta, Lepidoptera, Pieridae. Bases 58 to 1029 code for a protein of 323 amino acids. Gene Ontology annotation, cellular component: membrane. Gene Ontology annotation, molecular function: phosphatidylinositol bisphosphate binding. The record is from RefSeq and is a predicted model, not a curated record. The transcript is spliced from 6 exons.